AUGGGCCAGCACUGGCGUACGAUACGAAAGCUUACACGCAUGACGCCUUAUUGUUACUAUAUAAUCAGUAGUCGUGGCCUCCACUAUGGGAAACGCAACGAAGAAAAGGCGGUUGCAGGACAUGUGAAGCUUUUAGCUCUGCUGAAGGAGCUUAUAGAUCUUACCACACGUGGUAGGCGUCGCUGGUUGCUAGGCAUCGCAUGA
This is a messenger RNA of Prunus armeniaca (apricot), 204 nucleotides long. The record is from the annotation of a GenBank genome assembly. NCBI's taxonomy places the organism in Eukaryota, Viridiplantae, Streptophyta, Magnoliopsida, Rosales, Rosaceae.